AAGAACGAGCAGAAGUCACAUGACUGUCUGUCAGCUGUUUGUGUUUACCUCUGUAUUCUCUGAUCAGAGGACAGGUGUGUGUUCUUUAUUCACUUCACGCUGUUUCCUAGGACUAUCAUCAGAAGGAUGUCCUCUCUCCCUCCUCAUGUGAUCUGGAGGUCUGAGGGUCUGGUGGCCUCCCUCUCGCCCCACCCCUGUACUCCGGGGUGUGUAACCCUGCAGCUGUGCCCCCCCGGUCCCCCAGGGAGGAGCGUCUUCCAGCUGGAGGAGCAUCGCUUCCUGCAGCUGCUGCUCGGGGCUCAGAGCGUCUCCCAGCUGCUCUGCCGUCGCCUCGGGGUGCUCAGGUGUGCUCUGGUGCACCGGCCUCACAGAGACACCCCCGCACAGAUCCGGAUCCUGCCUCUUCACGGUCUGGCCUCAGAGUGGCGCCCCCACCUGGCGGGAGAGGAGGAUUACAACGCUGUAGAUCCAGGAUACAUCUCCUCCAGAACGGCCCCCCGCUGGCCCUCCUCUCGCCUCUCUGAGAUCCAGACCCGGAUCAGAGCCCAGCUCCCAGAACCCAACGCCCCCCAGAACCUUUCCUUCCUGGGGGUCGACCCGGCGGACCCCGGCCUGUUUCCUCGCAUCAUUCGGGGGGAGGAGGAGGAACAAUGGAGGGUUUGGGAGGACCAGAGUCACGUGGCCUUCCUCACGCCCUUCCCAAACUCCCCCGGGUUCACGGUUCUGGUGCCGCGCCGACCUCUGACCUCCGAUAUCUUCAGGUUAGAGAAGCAGGACUACGAGGGGCUGGUUCUGGCAGCACUGAAGGUGGCGAGGCUCCUGGAGGCGGGGCUUGGAGCGUCGGGGGUGGGGCUUAUUUUCGAGGGUUUUGAAAUCGACUACGCUCACGCUAAGUUGAUACCGCUGUUAGCUUCGGAGGAAGAGGAUGCUAAGCUAACAGCCCCUCCCCAGUUUUACCCCACCUAUCCUGGGUACGUUUCCUCUGAAGACGGACCUGAAGCCAGUGAGGAGGGUCUGAAGGAACUGCACAGCAAAAUCACUCAGAGUUAAUAUCUGUAGUUCAUUUCUACUGAACUACAUCUCCCAUGAGUCUCAGACACAGAUGUGCUCUCAAAGCAUCAUGGGAGAUGUAGUUGUUAUUAUUUAAAUGAAUCCUUGUGAAAAUUAAAAAUGCUAAAUAUGAUUUAUCAGGAUUUGAUUUCACUUAACUACAUCUCCCAUGAGUCUCAGACAUACAUGUUCUCUCAAAGCAUCAUGGGAGAUGUAGUUGUUAUUAUUUAAAUGUAUCCAUGUGAGAAUAAAAAAUGCAAAAUGUGAUUUUUUUAUCUUUUAAUAAAAUGUUGAAACAGUUAAUUUAAAGAAAGAUUAUUAUUAUUUCUCUUUUUAAUUUUUUGCUUAAGGACAAUAAAAGCAAGGAUUUCCAAAUCUUUCUGUUAUUCAGUGUUUUCUUCUUAGCGUGUCGAUCAAACCCCUAACAUGUUUUUUCAAAUUCAAAUACACUUAUUUGAUGGACCACAAAGAGCAUUACACACACUUAUAAUACACAAUAUAAUACACAUUUUAACUGUAAAAGUAAUACCUCUUUCUCAUCUGUAAAACCACAGGAACACCUUCAACAUGUAAGGGAUUUAAUUUCCUGCUCCACUUCGUUAUCAGUGUCAUUUUUAACUCUUUGAAUAAGAUGUGCUUUGAUAAAAUCCAAAUGUAAUAAAAUGACUGCAUAU
Trematomus bernacchii (emerald rockcod) is the source of this 1724-nucleotide messenger RNA. RefSeq lists its product as uncharacterized. Bases 127 to 1050 code for a protein of 307 amino acids. NCBI's taxonomy places the organism in Eukaryota, Metazoa, Chordata, Actinopteri, Perciformes, Nototheniidae. The transcript has 4 exons. The record is from RefSeq and is a predicted model, not a curated record. Gene Ontology annotation, molecular function: catalytic activity.